CACCAUGUUCAUGCGUUCUUUCCUGAUUGCUACAACCAUGACAAUGGUUGUCAACCCUGUGAGCGGAUUCCUUCCUUCAUCACUUCCAAGCUUCCGCGUCUCGCGCUCCAACCUCGCUCCAGCUGCCAUCUCUACUAGGAUGGUUGCUGUCGACGUUCCUGUCAACGCAGAGAUGAGGACGAAGAUGGAGAAGAUGCUCAGAGAUGCUCAGGCUUACAUCUGCAAGUCUGUCGAGGACUGCGAUGGGCAGGGCAAGUUUAUCGAGGACCCGUGGGCUCGUGAGGACGGAGGAGGAGGCCUCACCCGCGUCAUGUCUGGAGGAAAAGUGUGGGAGAAGGCUGGAGUGAACCUUGCGGUCGUCCACGGCACCAUGCCGUUCGAGGCGCUCAAUGCUGCCAAUGAUCGCCUCAAGUUCAGCAACAACGAUCGUGCCAAGGGCUAUGCUCCCGGCGAUCGCGUCCCCUUCUUUGCCUGCGGGCUCAGCUCGGUUAUGCACCCUCGCAAUCCCCACUGCCCAACCAUGCACUUCAACUACAGAUACUUCGAAACUGAGGGAGGCAACUGGUGGUUCGGAGGAGGACAGGAUAUCACCCCCAGCUACCUCGUGGAGGAGGACAUGAAGCACUUCCAUAGCACCCUCAAGAAUGUCUGCGACAAGCACGACAAGGACUUCCAUCCUAAGUUCAAGGCAUGGGCUGAUGAGUACUACUACAUCAAGCACAGAGGGGAGACUCGUGGGCUCGGAGGCAUCUUCUUCGACGACCUCAACGACCGCGCCCCUGAGAAGAUCUUCGAGUUCUGCAAGGAUGCCGUUAUGAGCGUGCCGGACGCCUACCUCCCCAUCAUUGAGAAGCACAAGAACGAUGCCUUCACCGCCGAGGAGAAGGAAUGGCAGCAGCUUAGACGCGGAAGGUACGCCGAGUUCAACCUUGUCUACGAUCGCGGAACCAUCUUUGGCCUCAAGACCGGAGGCCGCACUGAGUCUAUCCUGAUGUCUCUUCCCGAGACGGCUCGGUGGGAGUACUGCCAUCAGCCGGCCGCUGGCUCCCCCGAGGCCAUCAUCAUGGACGUCUUCAAGAACCCCAGCAAGUACAACUUUGCGGCCUAA
Messenger RNA from Guillardia theta CCMP2712, 1108 nucleotides. RefSeq lists its product as hypothetical. Lineage: Eukaryota; Cryptophyceae; Pyrenomonadales; Geminigeraceae. Gene Ontology annotation, cellular component: cytoplasm. Bases 5 to 1108 code for a protein of 367 amino acids. The transcript is spliced from 11 exons. Gene Ontology annotation, molecular function: coproporphyrinogen oxidase activity. The record is from RefSeq and is a predicted model, not a curated record.